Messenger RNA from Prosopis cineraria, 1939 nucleotides. RefSeq names its product AAA-ATPase At3g50940-like. Gene Ontology annotation, molecular function: ATP binding; ATP hydrolysis activity. The transcript has 2 exons. The record is from RefSeq and is a predicted model, not a curated record. Lineage: Eukaryota; Viridiplantae; Streptophyta; Magnoliopsida; Fabales; Fabaceae. The coding region runs from base 101 to 1618 and encodes 505 amino acids.
AUUCUUCCUCAUUCUCUCCCUUUUUAAAGAAGCACAACGCCUCCCGUGCAUCCAAAUCCAUUCCACGAUUUUCUUCCCUGCUCGCUUCAUUAUCCCAGAAAUGGCCUUCUUCUCUUCCUCUUCCGCUGAAACCAACCUUGCCACCGCCAAGACGUUCUUUUCAACGGCCGCCUCCGUCGUGGCCACCGCAAUGCUUGUCCGAUCAGUGGCGCGGGACUUCUUGCCCGCUGAAAUUCAGGACUAUUUCUUCGGCGGUAUCCGUGGAAUCUUUCAUCGAUUCUCUUCUCAACUUACCAUCGUCAUCGACGAGUUCGAUGGUCUCGUGAGCAACCGAAUCUACGACGCGGCACACACUUACUUGGGCAAAAAAAUCUCCCCCUCCACGCGUAGACUCAAAGUUAGCAAGCCUGAUGUUGAGAAGGGCUUCGCGAUCACCGUGGAACGCGACGAGGUCAUCGAAGACGUGUUCGAUGGCGUCAAAUUCAAAUGGGUCUUUAUAUGCAGGGAGGUUGAGUCUUUUCGCAAUCCGAGAGACUUGAAUUCGACGCUGCGGUCUGAAGUCCGAUCUUUGGAAUUGAGUUUCCACAAGAAGCACAAGGAGUUGGUGUUAACGUCGUACCUUCCCUUUAUUAUGCAAGAAGCGCAAUUAAUGAAGCAAGAAGCGAGGGCCCUGAGGAUCUUUACGGUGGACUACGAGGGUAUGUACGGGAAUCUGAACGACGCGUGGAUCCCAACGAACCUGGACCAUCCGGCAACGUUUGAGACGGUGGCAUUGGACCCGGAAAUCAAUAAAUUCGUGCUGGAGGAUCUGGAGAGGUUUGUGAGGAGGAAAGAAUAUUACAGGAAGGUAGGGAAGGCGUGGAAGAGAGGGUAUUUGCUGUAUGGGCCACCUGGAACUGGGAAAUCGAGCUUGAUCGCUGCAAUGGCCAAUUACUUGCAUUUUGACAUAUACGACUUGGAGCUGACGGAACUAAGAUGCAACUCGGAGCUCCGACGGUUACUGAUUGCUAUGGCAAAUCGGUCCAUUCUAGUUGUGGAAGACAUUGACUGCACCAUUGAGCUCCAGAAUCGCAUGGCAGAAUCAACGGCCGCUUCAGGAUCUGGAUCCUCACAACCACAGCAGGUGACACUGUCGGGGCUAUUGAACUUCAUUGACGGGCUGUGGUCAAGCUGUGGGGACGAGAGGAUUAUAGUGUUCACAACCAACCACAAAGAGAAGCUUGACCCUGCAUUGCUGCGUCCCGGUCGUAUGGACGUUCACAUCCACAUGUCCUACUGCACUCCCUCUGUGUUUAGGCAGCUUGCUUCUAAUUACCUUGGACUUAAGCACCACUCUCUUUUCUCUCAAGUCGAAGAAGCCAUUCUUGCCACCCACGUCACUCCUGCUGAAGUGGCUGAGCAACUCUUGAAGAGCAGCGAUCAUCACUCUCUUCUUCAAGACCUUCUGCACUUUCUUGCGCAGAAAAAGAUGGAGAAUGAAGAGCUUGAGGCUAAAAAGAAGGAAGAAGAACUUCUGUCGAAUGAUAAAGAAAAGCAACCAGCUGAUGAUCACGACAAACUAGUGGAUAAGGACAAAAGAGAAAGGGAUGUAGCAGUUCAGCAAACCAUUGAACUAUGAGCUUGUAUUUUUUAUUGAGUAGGUCCUGGAUUUCUCUUUAAUGGAGGGAGGGGACGGAGUGUUGUUUAACAAACCGAUCGAAGCCAGAUUAAUUGAUGGCAUAGGGAAAGAGGACCUUUUUUUCGAAUUCUGCUGUAUAUCAAACUUGAUUUUCCCUUGUAUCAAAGCAGGCGAGUUUCUUGUAUAUCGUGUCAGAGUACAAGCAAAAUUCGGUCAAAGUUCAAGAUCCUCGUGCUUCUACUUUUUUCCCUCUAUCAGCGCGAUCAUUUUGUGCUGAUUUAUUAGGGUGGAUGGUAAAUUCUGGGUUUUCUUGCGAGCAUA